AUGGAACUCCAAAACCAACUGCAGGGCGACUGGAGCCGAUACUUUUGCAAUCGGCCAGUGGAGUUUGAUGAAAAUGCAAACCAUCAUCUUCUCUCCAGUAAGCUGGAAAGCAGCUCUGUGAGGCUGGAGGGCAAUUCAGAUCCGUACCGCAGCAUCUGGGGGGACGACGAGCAAGCAAGAGUCAAGAGCUGUAACAAUCGGUCAUUUGCCAUGGACGCUAGAAUAAGACUAGAUCAUUUGAAGUCAGCGUGUAAUUCCCCCUUACCUCGCCGUGCCAUGGAUGGGAUAUUGUACAACUUUAACUGUCCAAAAGACAACUGGGACAGCGAUGGGUCACAGGAAGAAGAGUCCGCUUUGGAUUCAGUAGAGCUCCUUGAUGUUGAGGAUGAUGUGCAGGAUGAAGAGAGCUGGUUGUAUGAGUCUCCAAGGAAGCAGGCGUUCGUAGAGAGAAGUGAGUCUGCUCUCAGAUGGUGUCGACACGUCCUGGAUAACCCCAGUCCUGAGAUGGAGGCGGCGUGUCGUUCACUGAUGAACAGGCUGGAUCAAAGAUCAAGCAGUCACUUCUACAGACGUCCUGCAGUUUUCCAUCGUAGUGUGGGCUCCUCUAUUAACACAACAUCUGUCAGCAACACACACAAUAAUGUCUCUGAUGGUUCAGAUGAUGAGCUGAGCCUCCCCCAUGACUCCAUAACCCCAAGCUACAAACUGCAGGACAUGACAGAUGUCCACAUUAUGGCUCGCAUACAGGAAGCCAGUUUGAGACAGGACUAUGUUUCCACACCUGCUGGGAGAAGCCCCGAGUCACUGUUGAUGUUUCCGUCUUAUUUUAACACCACUUGUGAAAAUAUCAAUGACUUCACUCCAGGAAAUAAAACUACGCCUUCGUCUUCCUCCUGUUGGCAGUCCGGUCUGUCAUCACUGAGCUCUUCUCCUCACCGUUCACCAACAUCAGUAGCAAGGCAGGGCUGCCAAAGUCCAACUCUGGCUAGACUUCACCAGCAGGUCGCCCAGCUCAAGCUGCUGAAACAGGCUCAGAAUCAAGCAUCACCAGGCAGGACCAGGUCACCUCUGCGGACCAGCCUCCGCUCCCUCCAGGCUGUGAGGAACAGCAGAAGUUUAGACAUUGACGACGAUGAUAACAACUACCAGUCUGCUGAACAAAUCCCUGCUUACCCACCAUCAGGUGCAUCAUCUAGGUCAAGUUGCUGGUCUCCGUCACUCUCCGCAGCACACAUGAACUCCAACAGCUCGUUGCACUCAGUGAGAAACUCCUCAGACCGGAUGGCGGCUGUGAAGAGACUGCUGAGGUCUCAGUCUCUCAGCCCCUGCAGGAUCCCUCACCCUGCUAAGGGAUACUUGUCUCUUCAUGGACGUGUUUUUGCCUCACCUGAAAGGUCGACCACAGUGGCUUGGGGCAGAAAUGUGUCAUCCACACAAAGAUAGAAAUAUUAUGUCAACCUAGAAUCAAAACAUUAGAACAUUACUAUCUCUUAUCAUGUAUUAAUGUGCUUGUAUGGGCUGCUUGCAUAAUCAUAACAGUAGGAAUUAAUGUUCUACUGCUGUACUGUGUCUGCCUGAAGUUUCCAUCAGAUGGGAUCUAAAUCAUGUUCGUCUGAAACACAAGAAGUAGCUGGCAAUACUGGGAGCAACACCUGACACAAGUGUCUUGGAGGGCUGGAUUUUUUAUUACCUGUGAGGUGAAGCCAGGCAGUGUUGUGUUCUUUAAAAGAUAACCCACUGUAAAUAAUGUGAACUAGUGUUUUAAAUAUUGAAGUCAAAAGAAUGUAGAAAUGUCAGGGGGAUCUCUGCCUGCUGUGCAGAUAUAUCCACCCAUCUGAGAUGGUGUUGAAAAAAUGAAAGCAAAAAAUACUGCUCUGUGCUGUAGUCAGUAAUCAGUGUUGUAACUAAUUCUUUACAUGCAACAUAUUGUGCUUGGAUAGACGUAUUGGCAUGGUGUGUGGAAUUCAAAGUUUAUCAGUGUGGGCCAUGAAGUUCGUGACGUACAUUUCAGUGCUGGUUUGAAUGUGGAAGUGAAGUGCGGCUGAAUGAGUAGGCUGUUUUCUGCAGAAUUGUUGCAACAGGAAGUGUGCAGCUUACAAUCAAGUAAGAACAACUAAACAGGUGACCUGUGCACAAUAUGAAAUGUGUGUGUUACCAGGAAAUAGACUGAGGUGUGGUGUUGGUGCAGUUUCUUCCUGAAACGUAUUGUCAUUCACUACUUUGAUUGUUCAACUGUUUCUCACACCCUGAGGUGAUUAUUUAAGCUUUUACACGUUUCUAUGUAACGCAGCUCUAGUAGACGUUAUGACUUCUCUCAGGGAAGGUACAUUUCUUUAACUGUGUUCCAGCAUGUCACCUGACAUGUUAACACUGCUGUAGCUUUGAGUCACAGCAAAUCCAUCAAAAGUCUGUUUUGUUCGUCUCUCUUUGAUCUCCUGUUUGCUCUUUGCUGCUGAAUGAGAUCCAUUAAAUGCUCUACAUGCAGCACAAAUGAAAUGAUUUAAAAAAAAAUAAAGUGACCGUACAGAUGUUUAUCAAUGUGUAGCAAUCAGAGUGAGAUAUACCAGUUCAGAUGAUACAUGUGACAAAAACAUUCUUUAACAAAAAAAUACUAAAAUGUAAUGAGUUCAGAUGCAUUUAUAUAUUUGUGGCCGUCCAGUUUGGUGUUAGAGUACUCUCUACUGUCAGUAAGGUUUUUGAUCAUGUUUUAUAUGUAGUUUUAAUUAUGAAUUUAUCAA
Epinephelus lanceolatus (giant grouper) is the source of this 2738-nucleotide messenger RNA. Its product is annotated as SLAIN motif-containing protein-like. Gene Ontology annotation, biological process: positive regulation of microtubule polymerization; microtubule nucleation; cytoplasmic microtubule organization. Gene Ontology annotation, cellular component: microtubule plus-end. The record is from RefSeq and is a predicted model, not a curated record. NCBI's taxonomy places the organism in Eukaryota, Metazoa, Chordata, Actinopteri, Perciformes, Serranidae.